CUAGAUUUGUUUGGUAAAUGUCAAAUUCUGAUGGGAAUUUGUUGAAAUUUAAAAGCCGAAAUGGAAUGAAUUCAAUAAUAUCGGUGAACAUGUAAAUAAAUCCCCGAAACCUCGAACAUUUCAGGAAAAAAUGUCCGGUUACAAAAGGGUCAACUAUUAUGAGCUCUGUAGAUUAUGCGCCACUAAUCAACAGAAAGAAAAAACUCAUAUAUUUCAAGAGGAAGGAAGAAAAAUACAACUCUUGAGUAAAAUACAAUCAUGUCUUUCCCUUACAGUUUAUGAACACGAUUUUCUUCCAAAAGUGGUGUGUUCUAAAUGUUUGAAAUCCCUUGAAUCAUACUAUUCAUUCAGACAGGAAUGUGUAUCUUCAGAAACGAUGCUUUCAAGUUAUUUCAAGAAUUUUCGAUACACUGAGGAUUUCAAAAAGUCUGGAAAGGUGUAUAUCAAAGAAACCACUGCUAGGAACAGCGAUGAACAGGAGGUUAUAGAUAUUAUAACGACUUCAAAUCAAGUAGUUACUAGUUCUCAGCCAAUACAAGUGGCAGCACCAUCACAAAGUCAUCAAAAUGCCUCAUUAUUACCAAAUUAUGUUACUAUAACCGGAGCACUGAAUGAAACACCUAAACAAAAUCAGCAUCAAAACCAAUCACAACUUGAACAGGUGCAAUCCUAUUACACUGUUCAGUUACCUCAGGCUGCUAUCGUUACUAAUCAGCCCAGCGUGGACCAGAAAUCUCAACUAAAAACGUCUGAAUUACCAAACAAAAUCAUCCAACACUCUCAGAUUGCAUACAAUUUGAAUACAGUCAAUUUGACAACGCCUUCCAUGAAACCUCAACAAAAACCACAAGAAACCAUCAAUAACGUGGUUGUUAAUGCGAACGGUGAAGUGAUAAAUAUAAGUCAACUUGUGGAUUUCGAAACAAUAAUGAAUCAAGCUCCAACGCAAAAAAUAAUUAAAACCAAUAAUAAUAACAACACUUUCAAGCAGAAACGUGUCAAGGAAACAAAAUUAUCCGACGACCCUGUCAUCAAGAUCGAUUUAACCGAUAACGAGAAUAAAAACACUUUUGAAACUAACCCUGAUAAACUUCCCCAUAUCAAAAGUACCCAAAAUCACCAAAAGUUCACUUACAACAACACCAAAUUGGAUGAUAAAGUCACUGUCAACGUAAACCCAACCGUAAUUUUCAAUGCCGUUCAGGAUUAUCAAGUUCCUAUCCCUCAUUUCGUGCCAUUCCAUCAGAAUUCCGGUAAUAUCAGCUACUCGAAUCAGUCGGCAACCCCAGUUAAUAUAGCAACGUCCACUGUUUGUAGUUCGACCAACAACGAACACUCAACGGUCAACCUGAACGCCUUGAACGGAGAUAUGGGGGGUGGAACUUACCGAAGCCCCACCCAGUUCACCUCCCCGGUUGUCAAAUCCGAGAUGGCGAAGAGCGACAACGUUGUCAGCUCUUUCAAGAGUUCUUCCAAUGUCGAAAAGUUACACGUUUGCGAUAUUUGCCAUAAGAGUUUCAAACGGAGAGAACACCUGUACCAACAUAUCAAGUUACACACCGGUUUCAGACCUUACACUUGCGAGCAUUGCAGCAAGUCGUUCAUGAGGAAGGAGCACCUCUUGAGGCACAUGACUUCGCACAGCGGUCAGAAAAAUUACACCUGUAACAUCUGCGAGAAGUCCUUCUCGAGGAACGACAACCUGUUGAAGCACAAGAAGACCCACGAGAAACAGAACAGUUUCACCUGUGAAGUGUGUCAGAAACAGUUUGUGAUGAAACAUUACUAUCUGGCCCAUAAGGUCACCCACGAGGUUGUCGAUCGUUGUAUCAGUCAGACCCUUGGGAUUCUGAAGGCCUAGUAGAUAAAUUGAAAGUUAGGGGUGAAUGUUGUGAGGGCAGGUCCAAUUUUGG
Coccinella septempunctata (seven-spotted ladybird) is the source of this 1913-nucleotide messenger RNA. It is a transcript of the gene pad, whose product is annotated as RB-associated KRAB zinc finger protein. The transcript is spliced from 4 exons. NCBI's taxonomy places the organism in Eukaryota, Metazoa, Arthropoda, Insecta, Coleoptera, Coccinellidae. The coding region runs from base 131 to 1861 and encodes 576 amino acids. The record is from RefSeq and is a predicted model, not a curated record. Gene Ontology annotation, molecular function: zinc ion binding. Gene Ontology annotation, cellular component: nucleus.